Molecule: messenger RNA, 2687 nt
Organism: Alexandromys fortis (reed vole)
Lineage: Eukaryota; Metazoa; Chordata; Mammalia; Rodentia; Cricetidae
Gene: Cdh19
Product: cadherin 19
Exons: 13
Coding region: 201-2522 (773 amino acids)
Biological process (GO): multicellular organism development; adherens junction organization; calcium-dependent cell-cell adhesion
Cellular component (GO): catenin complex; adherens junction; plasma membrane
Molecular function (GO): calcium ion binding; cadherin binding
Source: RefSeq, a predicted model, not a curated record
AGCACAUUGAACAAUGAAGAUUUUUCUGUGAAGCCUGAAAAUCUAAGAAGAUCUUUCCGUUCUUUCUUCUGUAACUGCUACCAAGUUGUAAUACCCACUUCUUCAGGUGCCAUGGCGUUUGCAUCUGAGCAGUUUUGCUGAUAGUCUCUUUAAGGCCUGCUCCUUUCUGAAGAGGAAGCAGAAUUACAGGUGUAAUUCAAAUGAACACCAAAAUGAAUAGCUGCUUCCUGAAACACUGGAUAUUGGCCAUUCUUCUCCUCUGGCCUUUUCUUAAAGUUACAGAGAACUUCCAAGAUAGGAAGACUCAGAGAUCAGCAUCAUCUACUGGGAGAGCUAAGCGUGGCUGGGUGUGGAAUCAAUUUGCUGUACCAGAGGAAAUGGAUACUAGACAACAUGUUGGAAGGCUAAUAUCUGAAUUAGACAAUGGAAAUCACACUUUCCAGUACAAGCUACUGGAAACUGGAGCUGGAAGUUUCAGCAUUGAUGAAAGAACAGGUGACAUAUUUGCUAUACGGAAGCUCAAUAGAGAGGAGCAAUCUCUCUACAUCCUGAGAGCCCAGGUAAUAGACAGCACCACUGGAAACGCUGUGGAACCCGAGUCUGAGUUUGUCAUCAGAGUUUUGGAUAUCAAUGAUAAUGAACCCAAAUUCCUACAUGAACCUUAUGAGGCCACUGUACCAGAGAUGUCUCCAGAAGGAACAUUUGUCAUUAAGGUGACAGCCAAUGAUGCUGAUGACCCUACAACUGGCUAUCAUGCGCGGAUCCUCUACAACUUAGUACAAGGCCAACCAUAUUUUUCUGUUGAACCUACAACAGGAGUCAUAAGAAUAUCUUCUAAAAUGGAUAGAGAAUUACAAGAUACAUACUGUGUAAUUAUCCAAGCCAGAGACAUGCUUGGUCAGCCUGGAGCCUUGUCUGGAACAACAACUGUAUCAAUAAUAUUGUCAGAUAUUAAUGACAACAAACCAAUAUUCAAAGAAAGUUUCUACCGAUUCACUGUAUUGGAAUCUGCACCCAGUGGAACAUCUAUUGGAAAAAUUAUGGCAUAUGAUGAUGACAUAGGAGAGAAUGCAGAAAUGGAAUAUAUCAUUGAAGAGGAUGAUUCACAAACAUUUGAUAUCGUCACUGAUAAUGAGACCCAAGAAGGUAUAAUUUUACUAAAAAAGAAAGUUGAUUUUGAGCACCAGAGCCACUAUGGCUUUAGAGUUAAAGUUAAAAAUUGCCAUGUGGAUGAGGAACUUGCAUCAGCCCAUGUAAAUUCCUCCUCAACGUAUAUUAAAGUUCAAGUGGAAGAUGAAGAUGAACCUCCAGUUUUCCUCUUACCGUAUUAUGUAUUUGGAAUUCCUGAAGAAAAGCCAUAUGGAUCAAUUGUUGGAACAGUAUCUGCUAUAGAUAUGGAUCGAAAACAAUCUCCCAUAAGAUAUUCACUCACGGGAAGCAAAUUGUUCGAUAUCAAUGACAAUGGAACAAUAAUUACCACUAAUGUGCUUGACAGGGAGGUCAGUGCUUGGUUCAACCUGAGUGUCCUAGCUACAGAAACAUACAAUGUCCAACAGAUUUCUUCAAUUCCUGUGUAUGUACAAGUUUUUAAUAUUAAUGAUCAUGCUCCUGAGUUCUAUCAAUACUAUGAGACUUAUGUUUGUGAAAAUGCUGAAUUUGGUGAGAUAAUUCAGACCAUAAGUGCAAUAGACAGAGAUGAAUCCAUUGAACAUCACCAUUUUUACUUCAAUCACUCUGUGGAAGACAGAAAUAAUUCAAGUUUUAUACUAAGAGACAAUCAAGAUAAUACAGCUGUAAUUCUGACUAAUAGAAUGGGUUUUAGCCUUAAAGAAGAGCCUGUCCUCUCCAUGAUCAUCUUAAUUUCUGAUAAUGGAAUCCCAUCUCUUACAAGCACAAACACCCUCACUAUACAAGUCUGUGACUGUGGAGAAAGUGCAAGCACAGAGAUGUGCACUAAAAAGGGACUUCUAAUCAUGAGAUUCAAAACUGAAGUAAUAAUUGCUAUCCUGGUAUGCAUUAUGGUAAUAGUUGGGUUUAUCUUUUUGAUGCUGACUAUGAAACAACGAAGAAAUCAAAUCCUAUUUCCAAAGAAAAGUGAAGAAUUUGGAGAGAAUAUAUUUUGCUAUGAUGAUGAAGGGGGUGGGGAAGAAGACUCUGAAGCUUUUGAUAUUUCAGAGUUGAGAAGCAGCAUAAUCAUGAGAGAAAGAAAGCCACGGAAAAGGAAGAGCAUGGAGAUCAGGAGCCUGUAUAGGCAGUCUCUGCUGGAGGGCCCAGAAAGUGCUAUAUUCCGACAAUUCAUUCUAGAGAAGUUGGAGGAAGCCAAUACCGAUCCAUGUGCUCCCCCCUUUGAUUCACUGCAAACUUUUGCUUUUGAGGGCACAGGAUCAUCAGCUGGCUCUCUGAGCUCCUUGGAAUCUAUAGUCACUGAUCAAGAAGAUAAUAUUGACUAUCUAAAUGAUUUGGGACCUCAUUUUAAAAGAUUGGCAUACAUGUUUGGUUCUGCAAUGCAGCUUAACAACUAAGGUUUCCCUAUACCAACGUGCAAGAAGAAUUAAAGUAUAUUUACAUGAAAUUACAAGCUUUGGUAAAAUUUCAUUCUCUGACUUUCUGUCCAAGAGGAGCCCUUGUCUGUAGAAUUGAUAUUUUCAAGUAUAUACUUGUGGUUAUUUCCAGUAAAACACAGAGUU